UUAUUGUAAAUAAGAUUAACCUCUAAAUGAAUAUAAAGUUUUGCAAAGUGGUUAUAAGGCUAGAAAGUAAAAUUUGUUUUUUCUGUGUGCAAGAUGAUUUUAGGAAAAUUUUUAGCACACAGCACUGUGCAAAAAAUUAAGUAUUUGCUACCGAAUAAGACACUAUACACACAUAAGCGACUGCUUUCGAUUACCAACACAUUAGCCUCUAAGGAUUCCGUAAAUAUAUCCAGCGAAAAAACGCAAAAAUAUUUGGAAAGUCUGCGAGUUGAAUUCUAUAACUUGCGAACUAAUCCCACACCGCACACAUUACCCCGUCUAAACCAAUUAGAUGGCGUUGUAUCUGCUCUAGAGCAAUAUCGCUUAUUAAAAUCGAAACUUGCGAGCCAAGAAGAUAUUGAAAAUGAAAAAGAUGUGGAAAUGCGACAACUUCUUGAAGAAGAAAAUGAAGUAUAUGGAGAUAUUUUACGCCAAACGGAAGAAACAUUACUUGAUAAGAUGCUUAUGUUAGCCGAAGAAGAAACAUAUAACUCAUUAAUAUUUGAAGUUAAUGCCGGAGCCGGUGGCCAAGAAGCAAUGCUGUUUGCGCGUGAGCUUUUUGACAUGUAUACAAACUUUUUUGAUUAUAAUGGAUGGUCGUAUGAAAUUAUCGACAAUGAGGAGACAGGUAUCGGUGGCUUACGACAUGGUAAUGUUAUUGUACAGAAUAGAGAAGCGUUUAACCAAAUGCAAUAUGAAGGCGGAGUCCAUAGGGUACAACGGGUGCCUGCAACUGAAAAAUCUGGUCGCAUUCACACGAGUACAGCUUCUGUGACAGUAAUUCCACGUCCAGACAAUGUAAAUAUUAAUAUAUCAGAGAAAGAUUUAAAAAUUGAGACUAAAAGAGCGAGUGGCGCUGGAGGUCAGCACGUCAACACUACAGAUUCGGCAGUAAGAGUAGUCCACUUACCAACCGGUUUAGCAGUUGAAUGCCAAACUGAACGUUCGCAAAUAAAAAAUCGUGAACGUGCUAUACAACGGUUACAAGCAAAACUGGUGCAACGAGAAUUGGAAAGUAAAGAAGCAGACGAAAAACGCACUCGCAAAGCACAGCAAGGAAAUUUAAACCGUAACGAGAAAAUACGUACCUACAACUUCGUUCAGGAUCGUAUUACAGAUCAUCGUAUAUCCAAUGGCACAGUGCAUAAUUUAGAAGAAUUCUUUGAAGGCGGCGAAGGCUUGGAGAGACUUAUAAAACGUGUCGCUGUAGAAUAUAGACGUGCAAAACUAGUAGACUUAAUUGAUAAAUAUGAAGCCUUAGUUACUGAAACGGGAAAAGGCGCGAAGAAAAAUGUGAACGAAUAAAUUUCUAUUCAAACUAUUUUUAAUUUGAUAAACUAA
This is a messenger RNA of Bactrocera neohumeralis, 1380 nucleotides long. It is a transcript of the gene mRF1, whose product is annotated as peptide chain release factor 1-like, mitochondrial. The record is from RefSeq and is a predicted model, not a curated record. Gene Ontology annotation, molecular function: translation release factor activity. Bases 94 to 1344 code for a protein of 416 amino acids. The transcript is spliced from 2 exons. Gene Ontology annotation, biological process: translational termination. NCBI's taxonomy places the organism in Eukaryota, Metazoa, Arthropoda, Insecta, Diptera, Tephritidae.